AAUCCAAUCCGCCAGCGCCCUCGAGGCGCUUAUAUGCGCGGCAGCGCUCGGCUCUCAGUGAACUUGUCUUCCAUUUCCACUUCGGUGCGUAGAAGCCCAAGUUUCCCCAGAGCACUCGGGAGCAACCCCUCACCAGAUUCGGAGGCUGAGCGCACGAGCAGUGGUGCUCUUGGUCUCUCAAGUCUGUGGAGUGGGCCAAUCUCGGUGUGGAGGUCAGGUCAGCGAUUCGCCGGUGCUUCGUCAGAUCCGAGCACGCCAGGCACGAAACCAAUCCAAACGAAUCGAAAUCAAAGCAAAGGAAAGGAGCAGUCGUCCGGUCUCUCGAUCACACGAGGGAUUUGAAGCAGGCCGAAUUUUCGGCCGCCGUGCUCGCGCCAGAGCAAUAGGUCUAUCGACGCUCCGACACUGCCGGUCCUCGGGAGCAACUAUAGGUCUAUCAGUGCACUUGCAGUGGCAGGAUUCUGCCAAAGUGCACGAGGAGGUGGGCGAGACGAGAUCCGCGCGCCAGGAUGUGGGGCAAGUACUGCUUCGUUCUGCUCCUCUGGCUCCUGGGAACCGCUCUGGUUCGGAGCUUCAACCAGGACCUCGAAGAAUAAAACCAAUGGCAAUUAGGAUUCCCAGGCAAAGGAAGCCUCGGCCCAAACUCUGUCGACAUCAUGCGGCUCGGGCUGCUGCGGUGCCGCUGCUGACCGCGCGCGCCGGCCGACGGGCCAGACGGGCUCGAUCAUGAUCAUUUCUGGACGAGAAUCGACGCAAUUCGGGCUUUCUCCGCGCAAAUCUGAGCUGAUGAUGAUCUGAGAGCCCCCGGCGAGCGAAGUUUGGCUGUGGCUCCACUUGAAGGAAGGGUCCCCCCCAUCGAUCACGCGAGCGGCGAGCUCCAUCCAUGGCCUCGCCCCCAUCUCCGCCUCUCCCGGUCCUCCUCUGUCACAUUUUCGAGGGCGGCAGGCGCAACUUCGCCUCGAGCUUCGACUCGUCGAUGCAAAACGCAAACAAGCUGCUCGUCGCCUUCGCGCGCAAUGUGCAGACGCUGAAGACCGGCCAUGCCGAUCUUCAAAGCGCUCGGCCGUCCUCCUCCAUCCCUUCGUCGUCGUCGUCGCCAUCCAUGGCCGAGCCAUCUGCCCAUGCUCGUGCUGAAUCCGAAGGGGCGCCCGGAGGAGGGCCCGAUUUCAGUGCCAGUGCCAGUGCCAGUGCCAAUGUUAAUGCUAAUGUCAAUGCCAAUGCCAGCGCCCUGAUGCUGAAGACGUGGGGCAGGGGCAGGAUCGGAGCCUCGCGGCAAUGGAAGCCCGCCUCGGCCUCGUCCAUCUCCCUGAGCUCCAGCGGUGGCAUCUCCGAGCCCGCAUCUGCCCGAGAGGAGGAGGAGGAGGAGGAGGAGGAGGGGGAGGUGAUGGCGUCUCCGCAUUUCGACCUGUCCACCGUGAGCGCCACGUCCGUCUUCGACAUCGGAUCGGUCGGGUCUCCUCUGCUGGCCGGCCCCGAAAUUGCCACGGGCAAAUCCAGCGAUUCGGUCGACGACGAUGCUGCUGCUGCUGCGGUGGUGGAGAUGGCUUACGGGCGAGAGAAUGCGACGCCACCACUGAAUGCCCCGCGAGCACCACCAGCGCCAGCGCCAUCGCCAUCGCCAUCGCCGCUGGUGGAUAUAGACGACGUACGAAAAUUCGUCGGCAAUGCAAUUAUAGCUUGCAGAAAGGUGCGAGCUCUGGGAUUACGAGAAAGCUCGUGGGAGAACAAGAUGCCAUGGCGACAACCCCGGCCGCGAUAUCUAGCGAAAGGGCUCCAGCGGCCCCCCGAAGAGUUCUCUUCGGAGACUCAGAAACACGAGUACUACAGACGAGCGAGAAGGCGAGGGCGCUACCUCAUCGGACCGACGCCCACUUGGUCCUUCAUCGUUGCAGAUCUCGCUCUGCUGUACUUCCUCAUCGACAACCCUGCAGGCAAAUUCCUUUUGUGAGCGAGCGUCACUGAUCCAGACGAUCCUUGCGCUGCGAACGAUGUUCCCAUCCUUUGUAAGUGCGCUCGCUUAGACCUGUCGUUGAGAGACCGAGAAAUGGCACGACCUGUACAAUCGACACUCAUUUCGUCUUUAGACUAGCCAUUUGUACACUUAAAGUUCCCCCGGGGUGUUAGACCAUGGACCAUAGACACAUGGAUAUUUAUUCACUUAGGCAUCUCCCAUCGUAAAUGCCUUUUUUUGUAAAUCGAUAGAGCCCGUCCCUUGAGAUACUGGAUGCGUGACUAGACGCAUCCUUGUGAAUUAGAGGCUUCUGCUCAGGCCUUAAAACUUCCAGUCGAGCGCUUACCUCCGCUGUCGCUCUGUGGAUACGCCUCUGCUCAAAACUGGUACAUUUCAACUGAGUAAGCAGCGGACAGUUUUCUCUCACUUUUUCUCCCUUUUAUCUUCUUAUUAUUUUGGGCUGUUCUCCUUCUACAAGGGUUUUAGAGUUUCUGUCACGAUGUGAGUAGUAUGCAGAUUGUUCCUGAGAGGAAACCGGUUGAUAGUCGAAGCUUUGGCUUUGGAGUCGUGCCGUGUGGCGGUGCGACUCUCCGAGUCGACUGAAGCUCUGGAGAUGGAAGUGCGAGUUCGGGAGGAGAGCUCUAACAGCCGGCGGGGUCGAAUUCGUCCCGUCUGUUUGGAUCUGGUGGAUCGACCUGUGAGAUAUGAUGAUGGAUUUGUUAGAGUCUUUUGUGUAGUAAACGAUACUGAAGCGUGAAGUAGGCACUGUUUCCAUGUUUUUACUAUUUUGAAAGCUGGGCUUUGCUUUCGACUUUUCCUCGGGCCAGUCAUUGUAUCUAUUGUGAGUAGAGCUGUAUCUGUCCAUUGUAGAAAUUCAGAAACCUGUCUCCUGCCAAGUUUUGGGAGGCCCCUUGUACAUUUUUGUACACAACACGACAUUCCUCUGUGCAAGGGAUAUGCCUGCACAGGCUUGUAACAUUACUUAUGCAAUGUCAAGAUCAUGUGUAGUAAAAAAUUCGGGCGUUGUUGCAACGUCGUCGGUGAAUUGUUUAAUACUGUCUUGUCUACGAGUUCCUUUGCAUAUCACACGCGGAGACAGAGUUGAGACAGAAAAUGGUUGUGUACGUCGAGUUGCAUGAUGGGAAAAUGUCAAUUACCAGG
Messenger RNA from Marchantia polymorpha subsp. ruderalis, 3112 nucleotides. Lineage: Eukaryota; Viridiplantae; Streptophyta; Marchantiopsida; Marchantiales; Marchantiaceae. The record is from the annotation of a GenBank genome assembly.